Erythranthe guttata (spotted monkey flower) is the source of this 2170-nucleotide messenger RNA. RefSeq lists its product as uncharacterized. Lineage: Eukaryota; Viridiplantae; Streptophyta; Magnoliopsida; Lamiales; Phrymaceae. The record is from RefSeq and is a predicted model, not a curated record.
CUAUCGGCGCCUCAUCAGUAGUCAGUACUCGACGACAGAUCCUGCUGACGUGGCACAACUCACCCAGACUUCCGUUUUCGUCUCUUUUCUCACCCACCCCCCGAACUCCACAAAAUUGCACUCCGGUCCCCCACCUCCACCUCCUAAACCCCACCCGCAUCCAUUAAUGGCGAAUUAGAACAGCUCAUCAUCACUCAUGCACUUGCUCAUAAUCACAGUAACAAUUUUUUUCAAUUAAAUCUGUAUCACUCUCAUUGUUCACUAAUUUAAUAUGCAGACGGCAUUUCCCUAUCUGUAGCUUUCCCCGUCAUUUUCGUACAACGAUGGUGCAGAAGAAGCAAAAAAAUAAUAAUAUUCGUUUCCAUGUAUGAAUAGUCGGACAAAUCUUUGGUUGUGGUGAACAUUUUGCUUUGUUGAUGUCUAAGGUCAACGAGUCAUCCGCCUGGAGGGGUGAUUUCACGGGUCUCCGCGACGAGGACCUUCGAAAACCUAAUGGCUACAGUUACAGUUCCUUCGCCCACGGCGGAGGAUCGGCGGCGGCGGCGGCGGGGAAUGGUGGGGAUUGGAAGUUUCACGCGGUGGAAUUUGCCAAGGGGGCAGCGGAGAUGAGUGUGGAGUUUGGGAAGGGAGUGAGGGAUGUAGUGAAGCAGAGUAUUUUGAGGGAGGAUUCUGUAAUUAUGAGGAAGUUCAAGGGCCCUUGCGUGAAGAUUUUGGGGAAAUUGAGAUUUCUGAAUGAGUAUCUGCCUGAGGAUCGCGAUCCGGUUCAUGUUUGGACCGUUUUCGCCUGCGUCUGGGUUUUUGCUUUUGCAGCUUUAAUAGUAAAUAUUACUCAAACUACAACUCCAUUGGUUAAAAAGAUGAAGGUGGACCCCACUAGUGCUAGUCUCGUAUUGCUUCCCGAUGGAAGACGUUUAGCUUAUCAAGAGCAAGGCGUCCCUGCUAAUCGAGCCAGAUAUUCAAUGAUCUUCCCCCACUCGUUUCUUUCAUCUCGACUUGCAGGAAUCCCUGGUCUGAAAGGUGAGUUAUUACAAGAGUUUGGUGUUCGACUAGUGACAUAUGAUCUACCUGGAUUUGGACAAAGCGAUCCUCAUCCAGAUAGAAACCUCGAGUCGUCGGCUUUGGACAUGUUACAUUUGUCGUAUGCUUUGAAUGUUAGUGACAAGUUUUGGGUAGUGGGAUAUUCUGAUGGAAGCAAGCAUGCUUUUGCUGCCCUUAAUUACAUUCCAGAUAGGCUUGCAGGUGCAAUAAUGGUUGCUCCAAUGGUUAAUCCAUACGAACCGAGGCUGAACAAGGAAGAGAGACGAAGAAUCUGGGGGAAAUGGACAGUAAAGAAAAAACUGAUGUAUUUCUUAGCUCGGAAAUUUCCUAAACUACUUCCGUAUUACUACCGAAGAAGUUUCCUCUCUGGUAACCAUGGUCAGAUAGAAAAGUGGCUUUCGAUUUCAGUCGGAAAGAGGGAUAGAGCUGUGAUAGAGGGCAGAGUUUUCGAAGAGUUUUGGCAGAGGAAUGUCGAAGAAUCUGUUCGACAGGCGAAUCCGAAACCAUUCGUUGAGGAAGCUGUUUUACAGGUUUCAAAUUGGGGUUUCGCCAUUUCUGAUCUAAAUUUACAGAACAACAAACGCAAGAGCAAAGGCAUUCUUGCUUGGCUCAAAUCAUUGUACAGACCUUCAGAAAAAAGUUUGAGUGGAUUCCUCGGCCCAAUACAUAUAUGGCAGGGUGCUGAGGAUAAUGUGGUUCCGCCAUCAAUGAGCGAGUUUGUUAACCGUGUUGUACCGGAUUCGAUGCUGCAUAAGUUGCCGUACGAGGGGCAUUUCUCGUACUUUUACUUGUGUGAAGAGUGUCAUAGGCAGAUUUUCACUGUGGUUUACGGAAAUCCGCAGGGUCCUCUUGCUCUGAAGGAGGAUUAUCUAACUGCCGUUGAAGGUGACGGGGAAGAAAACACUGAAGCUAUUUUCGGUGGUAUAGCUAUAGACAAAGAUAAUAUGAUAGAUUCAUAAAAUUAAAUGGGAAGGAGAAAAGAAAUUUAUGGGGUGUGUUAUAUAUUAAAGAACAGCAUAGGGUCAAUGAUGAUAUGAUUUAUGAAGAAUGAAUUUAUAUAGGAUAUAUAUACAGACAUAUACUCAGCUGCAGCAGCAUAUUCAUGAAAUGAAAAAUUCUUUUGAAUAGUCUU